CUUCUCUUUGUUUUGCUGAUCGCCCCGCAUUCCCUUCGUUUCCGCUGGCUGCUCUGCGCUCAUACGUAGCCCAUUCUCCGACAAUCAAUGAUCACUAAAUUCUCCCGUUGACGUAGAGUGCCCGUCCUCAAUCCCGGUCUCAUGCAUCCCCAUGACUAGCCUCCUCGGUAGCCUGAAGCCCACCUUCCACCGAGCUCAUCUUCCUCUUUCCUCCCUCCAACCAACCACUUCACCGCCCCUCGCAACAAUUCUCCUCCACCUCAGCAUCCGGCGAGCGACGACGACGACGGGCGAGCCGUACGAAUGAUUCUCCCGAAGUCCUCCAUGAACCCCCGCAGUUCUCGAAUCCGCACAUCCCCCACCAAGAGAGCUCGCACUGAAGUGGUGCUCGCCAUCUCUGCCGAUGGUAGGGCACAAGCAAAGGCCACCGUUGUGUAUCAGCAGCCGGCAGUUCAUGCAACCGUAACGGCAAUCGACGGCGACGAUAAUAUUUCCAGUGGAUACGACUCGUUCGAAGAAAGCGAUUCCUCGUUCGAUGGGGAUGCUCCGAGGGGAAUGGCGCCUGACGGGAGCGAAUACCUCUCGUACCGCCGCCGGAGGUGCAGCAGCGCCGUCGGUUCCGACCAGAUGUUCCACAGCAGCACAAACUUGGCGGCCAGUUUUGGAGCUCCCAGGACGCCCAAAAGAGCCCGUGGUGUACUGGCGAGAGUAAACGGAAGGAGGAACAGGGCGGAAUCUGCGUCGACGACUCUUCCGACACCGCUAAAAAGCAGUCCACCGCCGUUGAACGGCCAUAUCAGAAGAUCGCAAUCUUUCGCUACCAACCCCACACCUCAACUGCCUCAAUUCGAGGACCUGGAUGAAGACGGAUCGGAGGCAGAAACGGUGGUUGACGAGCCGAUUGAGCUGCCCAUGGACAUUGGUGAUGCGGACGGCGAUGCUCUUACGGCACUGAAACGGUUACUGGCUCAGAGCCGUGCCGCCGGUGGUGGUGGUGGCGCCGGAUCUUCCCCCGCGAUGUUACGAUCGGCCCGCCCCAGAAACACGUUAAAGCGAACCUACGGCACGCUCAAUCGCUCCGGCAAACCCGGAUCUACCCACGACACCAGCUCGUCGUCUCCAAUCAUGUCCCGCACGACCGCCGUACCCACGCCCCGUCGGAAGUUCCGUCGACGCCCCCUCGCCGAUGGCGGCUUCCACUACAGACAUCACCUCGGAAACGCCUCGCCCACAACCGUUACAGACCCCGACUAUGAUUCCGACCGGGCGCUAUCGGAUGUGGACGGGGAUGCCACCGGCGAGACGAGGUGUGUUUGCGGACGGCAGGACGACGGCGGGAAGACUAUGGUGGAAUGUGACUCCUGCAAAUACUGGCUGCACCUGAAGUGUCUAGGCUACGGCAACCGCAGGACUCUGCCAAAGGUCUUCAUCUGCACCUACUGCAUCCAUGUGAGGCCGCAGCCGAGACAUCGGACUCGGUCGUGAGGUGAGGCGAUGUUCGGACGAAACCACAACGAGCAACUGCAUUCCCCCAAAAAACCAACACGAUCUGGUCUCCCUUCCACGGUUGACCAACCCCUCACCCCCACUUACGAUUUUUUGCAAUAUUUCCUCUCUACGAUAUCAUGGAGUAUACGGUGUACACAGCGAGCGUCUUAUUUUUUUUUUUUUUUUUUUUUU
Messenger RNA from Tricharina praecox, 1680 nucleotides. RefSeq lists its product as uncharacterized. The coding region runs from base 304 to 1485 and encodes 393 amino acids. Lineage: Eukaryota; Fungi; Ascomycota; Pezizomycetes; Pezizales; Pyronemataceae. The record is from RefSeq and is a predicted model, not a curated record. The transcript has 3 exons.